Molecule: messenger RNA, 3771 nt
Organism: Plasmodium gonderi
Lineage: Eukaryota; Apicomplexa; Aconoidasida; Haemosporida; Plasmodiidae
Product: alanine--tRNA ligase
Exons: 1
Coding region: 1-3771 (1256 amino acids)
Biological process (GO): tRNA modification; alanyl-tRNA aminoacylation
Cellular component (GO): cytoplasm; mitochondrion
Molecular function (GO): alanine-tRNA ligase activity; ATP binding; aminoacyl-tRNA deacylase activity
Source: RefSeq, a predicted model, not a curated record
AUGAGACAAUUGUUCUUCUGCGUCAGUUUUUUUUUAUUUUUCAUUUUGAGAAUCAGAGAAAAUAAGGGACAUAUAAGAAUUCGAAAAUUUUGGAUAAAUCCAUUUCUUCCUCGUAGGAAAGAAAUUAACUAUACAAAGUUUGGUAACAUCAGAAGUAAUUCCUUGAGUUGCAUCAUCCCCCACCAAUUCAUCCAUUCCGAUAAGAAACAAAGAUCAUCUCCCUACCUUUUUAAAUAUAAAAUAAAUUUGAAGAAUCCAAAGGGGAAUUGCAACGUAGUGCUUGAAUUACACACGAGGGAUAAACAUAUAGACACAUUGACUAUAAUUAGCUUGUUUAAUCUUCAUUUUAUGCAUAUAUCCCCCCUAUUUUUAAAUAAAGAGAAUAAAAAAAAUUUGUGUAUGCCUUUUAUCAACAUAAGAAAAAAAACACAUCUUGCAGGAUUACUCAGAAAAGUAAAAAGUACAAACAGCAGCAGAAACGGGAAAAGUAUCAGAAGAGCAUUUUUGAGAAGCUUUGCAUAUAUCACCUCUACAAGCAGAAGUGUGAAGUAUCACGUUUACCAGUUAAAUAAGUUAAUCAGAGGUAAGAAAAUAGAAUUUCAAACACGUAGAGAGAUGAUUAAUGGGAGUGGUGAAAAUCAAUUAGAGAAAAGGCACAAUGAGGAAAAAGAGGAUUAUGAGAAAAAGUUAAUGAUGGAUCGGGAUGUGGAAGUAUUAAAUACGGGUGUAAACAGAAAUGGAAUGUCGAUUAAAUCAGCUCCAUUUUCAAUGAGUCCAAUUUUGUCUUCAGAACAAGUUCGUGGAAAUUUCAUAAACUAUUUUAAAAAUAAGAAUCACACUGUUGUGGAAAGUGCAUCUGUUAUACCAUACAAUGACAGCACUUUGUUAUUUACAAAUGCAGGAAUGAAUCAAUUUAAGAGGAUAUUUUUGGGACAAGUAGAUAAAAAUAGUGAUCUAGGAAAAUUGAAAAGAGCUGUAGACACACAAAAGUGUAUAAGAGCAGGAGGGAAACAUAACGACUUAGAUGAUGUGGGUAAAGAUGUAUAUCAUCAUACAUUUUUUGAAAUGUUAGGUAAUUGGAGUUUUGGAGAUUAUUUUAAAGAAGAAAGUAUUGAUUAUGCUUGGGAUUUGUUAACAAAUGUAUAUAAAAUAGACGCAGAUAGAUUAUAUGUAACAUAUUUUGGUGGGGAUAAGAAUUUAGCUACUUGCCCAGAAGAUUUAGAAACCAAAAAAAUAUGGUUAAAAUAUGUAGAUGAAAAACGUAUUUUACCAUUUGGUAUGAAAGAGAAUUUCUGGGAAAUGGCAGAAACUGGUCCAUGUGGUCCCUGCUCAGAAAUUCAUUAUGAUCGAAUUGGUAAUAGAGAUGCAUCUGGUUUGGUAAAUAAAGAUGAUCCAAGUGUUUUAGAAAUAUGGAAUAUUGUUUUUAUGCAAUAUAAUAAAGAUGAAAAAAAAAAUAUGAACAAAUUACCAUUCCCAUGUAUCGAUACAGGGAUGGGUUUAGAAAGAAUAACAUCCAUUUUGCAAAAUGUUGAUAGUAAUUAUGACACCGAUUUAUUCAUUCCAAUUUUUAAGCAAAUAAAAGAACUUUUUAAUUAUCUUCCAGAAUAUGGAGGGAAAGUAAAUGAAGAAGAUGUAGACAGAAUUGAUUAUGCGUACAGAGUUGUUAGUGAUCAUAUCAGAUGUGUAACAAUUGCGAUUAGUGACGGAUGUCUCCCAGGAAACGAAGGAAGAAAUUAUGUGAUAAGGAGAAUUAUAAGAAGAGCAAUAAGAGUAGGUAAGCAAAUAUUUCAAAUAAAAAGUAACGUUCUCUGGUUUUACAAAUUAGUAGAUUCAGUGUGCCAAAUAUUAAAAAAUUGUUUUACAGAUUUACAAAAUGAAGAAAGAGUAAAUUAUAUUAAAAAUACUAUUAAACAAGAAGAAAUGGUAUUUAACAGAACGUUAGAGAAAGGUGUGGAUCAAUUUCAUAAGAUUAUAAAAAAGAAUAGCAACACAGAUGGAGAGAAAACUUUUAGCGGAAAGGAUGCAUUCGAUUUGUAUACAUCGUAUGGAUUCCCCAUUGAUUUGGUACAAAUUAUGUGUGAAGAAAAAAAUUUCAAAUUAAAUAUGACAGAAUUUAAUGACUUAUUUAAGAAACAUCAGUUAGUGUCAGAUACAAACAAUUUUAAAAUUAAUAAAUUUUUUGAUCUCCCAGUGGAAAAGGCACACGAGUUGAAAAUGGUGCAUAACGUAGAUGCCACAAAGGAUCAUCAUAAGUAUAAAUGGAACAAUGAUGAAAGAGAAAAUCAUAUGAUGAAGGUAGAAACAAAUGUACAAAUUAUAUACGAUGGAGAGAAAUUUCUCGAUGCUGUUGAAUCACCAAAUAAUGACAAAAAAUAUGCUUUAAUUUUAAAGGAAACAAAUUUCUAUUAUGAAAAUGGAGGACAAAUAUAUGACACUGGAUAUAUUCAAAAUGAUAAAAUGAAAUUCCAAGUUAUGAAUGUACAAAAAACUAAUGAUUAUGUGCUCCAUAUUGGUGUACUCCUACAGGGAUGUAUUCGAAAGAAUGAUUCUGUAGAGACUGUGAUAAAUUUUGACAGGAGGAAAUUGAUAGCUUGUAACCACACUGCAACCCAUUUGCUUAACUUUGUCAUAAAAAAGGUUUUAACAGAUUAUAUUCAUAAGACUGGUGACAAAACAAAUGGAAAUGUGGACAAUGGGGAUUCCAUGCAGAACACACAGGAGAAGAAUCAAACAAUGAUGAACAUGAACUCUAUUUUUAACUGUGAUCAGAAGGGAUCUCUAGUGGAUGAUGAAAAAUUGCGAUUUGAUUUUUCCUUUAUUGAAAAUAUAACGAAGGAAUUGGUUAGCAAAAUAGAAAUGGAAGUUAACGAUUUGAUAAAACAAUCAUUAAAUGUUUCUGUUCGAACUAUGGAUUUGAAAGAAAGUAAAAAAAUUAAAGGAAUUCGAGCCAUUUUUGAGGAAGAUUAUGCAGACAUAGUGAAUGUAGUUUUUAUAGAUAAUGAUGUUGAUAAAAUUUUGAAAAACUUGGAUGUGAAUUACUCUUAUUUGUGUUCCAUUGAAUUGUGUGGAGGUACCCACAUUGCCAACACAAAAUAUAUAAAAAAAUUUAUCAUAACAUCGGAGGAAAGUAUUGGAAAAGGAAUUUACCGUAUCAGUGCAGUGACGAAUAAAAAAGCAGAAGAAAUAGAAAAAAAAUUCGACGAUUUGUAUGCCAAAUAUAAACACAUUUUUGAUGACCCUAAUGUGAAUAAAUUAACCGAUGUACAAAUGUAUAAGAGAAUUUUAAAGGAAGAUAAGUUUUUACCAUAUCUUAAGAAAAACCAAAUAAUACAGGAUUUAGACAAAAUUGAAAAAAAUAUUAUCGAAAGUACGAAAAAUAUUCAGAAGGAACUGCUUAAUAGGGCAUCCAAUAUUGGUAAAGACUAUGCCCUAGAAGAAAAAAAUGGUAUUAUUUUAGAUAUCAAGUUUUUUGAUGAACUAUCUGGAAAUCAAAAGGUUUUAGAAAAAAUCAUCCAAUCGUAUUGUAAGCAUAACAAAACAUGUAGUUAUUUCUUUAUCAUCUCGGAUGAAAGGAAUACCUAUUGUGUUUUUGAAAUAAAGGAUUCUUUGAGAGAUAAAAAUAUACAGGCAGAUGUUUUUAUGAAAGAAAUAAUGCAUUCCGUUGAGGGUCAUUCAGGAGGGGGAAAAAACAAAGCUUUUGGUUCGGCAUCAAAAGAUAUGUGUCUUACUAUAAAGGACCACGUACAUGAUGCAAUGAAGAAAUAUCACUAA